Messenger RNA from Oryza sativa Japonica Group (Japanese rice), 1232 nucleotides. RefSeq lists its product as uncharacterized. The record is from RefSeq and is a predicted model, not a curated record. NCBI's taxonomy places the organism in Eukaryota, Viridiplantae, Streptophyta, Magnoliopsida, Poales, Poaceae. Gene Ontology annotation, biological process: GPI anchor biosynthetic process. Gene Ontology annotation, cellular component: glycosylphosphatidylinositol-N-acetylglucosaminyltransferase (GPI-GnT) complex.
UACGAUGCAUCGCGUUAGAAUUCACGGAGAAAUCCCAGCCUGCAGCUGCAGGUGGUUAGGUUACCCGUUCAGCCGUCCUCCUCCUCCUCCGCCGCCGCCGUCGCCGGCGGCGGGUCUGCGUUUACUCCUCCAAACCCGUCUCGCGUUUCAUUCGCAGCAGUUAGGAGAUCAUGGGAUUCACUAGACAUUUGGGCGGAUGUGUUGUUCUUGUUAGGUUCGUUCAAGGAUUGAAAGCUUCUGAAAUGAACGCCAUUGGUUGGGACUUCGAGUGUUUUGAUGUUCUGAAAGCCUGAAACCAUGAAGAAUCGAGCAGUAGAGAUGUCGAGUGGCGUGUACACGUAUAAACAUCACUGCGAGGGAGGAUUCGAUAUCCAUGAAAUCUACAUCAAGAGGAGCAAAUUCAGGGUGCUGUUCUCUUAUGUCGGCGAAAUUUUCCUCUUUGCGAAUGUACUGCAUGCCUUGCUGUUAAAGGAGAGUCUAUGCAUCAAUUCUUUUUGGAGUAUUUCAUUUGCUUUUGCCGUUGCAAAAUGCUUAAAAUAUAAGCCUGUGAAGAAAGAGUCAUUGUUGAUCAUGCCAACCUUUGGUGUUCAGCUAGAACAACACUUUUGGAGUGGAAGAGUUCAUCGUCAAUUUGUGCCCGUUGGCAAGCUCCUAAAGCCAGUGUUGAAUGAGCAUGUGACCCCUAUUACAUGUUACUGGAGCUUAGUGUUGCUUCUACACAGCGAAGACAAACUCGUGCGUGUUUUUAAGAAGGUGUAUCCACCAGUCAAAAUGAUGGUUCCGAUAUGGAAAGCUUUGGAUGCAUUCACAAAUUAUGGUGGCAUGGGCAAUUCUGUAGCUCUUCAACCAAACCCUCUGCUUAUAAAUGUUGAACAAGGAUGUACAGCGACAUGAAGCCGUGAUUCACUGAAGACUUUGGCUGACAGAAGAAUGUAAACUAAAUUUGCUAUGGACAAACGAAAAUAAACUAUAAAAUGAGAAAAUGUUAGUGAUGGAGAGCUGUAAUUUUUCACUGGAGGAAGUAUUUUAUUUCUUCUCUGUUUUUUAGCUGCAGAAAUUUACCAGCCCAUUUACCACCUUGGCCAUGUGUAUUUCUGACCCUCUGAAGAUUCGCAGUAGAAUGUCCUGUACCGGUUUCCAGUUCUUGCAUAGGAGUUCAUCUUCUGCACAUUGUAAACUCAUUGCAGUGUACUUUUGCUGGUACUACUAAAAAGCUUACCACUUGGAUGAAA